Messenger RNA from Myotis brandtii (Brandt's bat), 719 nucleotides. RefSeq names its product NKG2-A/NKG2-B type II integral membrane protein. The transcript has 6 exons. The annotation marks the transcript as partial. Gene Ontology annotation, biological process: positive regulation of natural killer cell mediated cytotoxicity; stimulatory C-type lectin receptor signaling pathway. Lineage: Eukaryota; Metazoa; Chordata; Mammalia; Chiroptera; Vespertilionidae. The record is from RefSeq and is a predicted model, not a curated record.
AUGAAUAACCAAAGAGUAACCUAUGCAGAACUGAAUUUGGCCAAGUCAGCCAAGAGACAGCAAAGGAAACCUAAGGGCACUCAAAGCUCCAUUCCAGUAACUGAGCAGGAAAUAACCUAUGCAGAAUUAGCUCUUCAAAAUGCUUCCCAGGAUCUUCAAGAGAGGGACAAGACGGACCACUCCAAAGUUUCACCAUCACCUCCAGAGAAGCUCAUUGCUGGGAUCCUAGGGGUCAUCUGCCUUGUCCUGAUGUCCGCUGUGAUAAGGGUAACUGUUACUCCCUCUACUGUAAUACUGGAGAAGAACAAUUAUUCCCAAACAACAAGUAACCAGAAAGCAUAUCAUUGUGAACAUUGUCCACUGGAGUGGUUUAUGUAUUCCAACAAUUGCUAUUACUUUAGUACUGAAAAUAAAACAUGGAGUGAGAGUUUGCUGGCCUGUGCUUCUAAGAACUCUAAUCUGCUUUACAUAGAUAAUGAAGAAGAAAUGGAAUUUCUGAGAUCCAUAUUACCUCCAUCAUGGAUUGGAGUUUUUCGUAGCAGCAGUGAUCAUCCUUGGAUGUUGAUAAAUGGUUCACCUUUCAAACUAAAAACAGAAGACUUAUCAUCUGGUAAAGGGGACUGUGCUCUGCUAAACCUAUAUGGCCUCACGUCAUGGAGUUGUGAAGCUUCAAAAAUAUAUAGUUGUAAGCAUAAGCUUUGGGGUUUGGAUUCUGUUGG